This is a messenger RNA of Arachis ipaensis, 1152 nucleotides long. NCBI's taxonomy places the organism in Eukaryota, Viridiplantae, Streptophyta, Magnoliopsida, Fabales, Fabaceae. The record is from RefSeq and is a predicted model, not a curated record.
AUGAUUCGAUCAAUUGGAGCCACCACCGCCAUGGCUCUUCUCGACGGUGAGGGAAUGGGAGUUGAUUCACCUUCCAAAACUCGCCGGCAUUCGGACAAGACAAGAGACAGUGGAAGACAGGUUCCUUCUCCAAUCCGAGGGAGAAUGGAAUCAACACUCAUACCGACAUUGAAAUUGAAAGAAAGAACUAUUGCCAGUAUCAUAAAAAGUGAUGAUGAUACUCUCGUCAUUUUGGAUUUGGACGAGGAAUUGGUCCAUAUUCUUCACUGCAUCAAGAGAAACAAUCGAUUUGUUUUGCCGGUUUCCUUUAAUGUGGAUCCUUCUGAUAUUCGCCAUCUGAAAAAUAGUUUUGGAGAGGUAAUGACUAAGCUUGAGAAUAAAUACAAGAAUGUUAUGAACAAGGUGGACACAUGGAAGAAGGCUCUGAAAGAAGUAGCUAGUUUGUCUGGUCAUCAUUUCAAGGAUGGGCAUCGAUAUGAACAUGAGAUUAUUAAAAACAUCGUAGAAGACAUUUCAAUAAAGAUUGGACGUCUACCUUUGCCAGUGGCUGACUUCCCUGUUGGACUUGAGUUUCCAGUGUCAAAAGUAAUUUCCCUUUUAGAAAUGGAUUCUACUGAUCAAGUUCACAUGGAAAGGAUACAUGGAAUUGGUGGCAUAGGAAAAAUAACACUUGCUCUUGCUCUUUAUAACUUGAUUGCUGACAAUUUUGAAGAGGAAAAGGUCCAUAUCCUUCACUGCAUCAAGAGAAACAAUCGGUUUGUUUUGCCAGUUUUCUUUAAUGUGUAUCCUUCUGAUGUGUAUCAUCUGAAACAUAGUUUUGGAGAAGCAAUGGCUAAGCUUGAGAACACAUACAAUAAUGUUAGGAACAAGGCAGACAGAUGGAAGAAGGCUUUGAAAGAAGUAGCUGGUUUGUCUGGUCAUCAUUUCAAAGACGGGCAUCGAUAUGAACAUGAGUUUAUUAAAAACAUCAUGGAAGACAUUUCAGGAAAGAUUGUUCGGCUACCUUUGCCAGUGGCUAACUUCCCUGUUGGACUUGAGUUUCCAAUGUCAAAAAUAAUUUCCCUUUUGGAAAUGGAUUCUACUGAUCGAAUUCACAUGGUAGGGAUACAUGGAAUUGGUGGAAAAGGAAAAAUAAGCUCUUGCUCUUUAUAA